CAUUCGCCAAUCACCAAGCCCUAAAAACCAGACAGGUUUCUCUGCUCUCUUCUCCUUCCUCGCUGAACCUCAAGAGUUCAGAACAACCGAAUCAGCCUGAAACUUUACGAAAAUCUUAACCAAACCCAUCAUUCAGAUGGCUUUGAAGAUCCAUGUUUUUACCCUCCCGCAGCCGCCGAGAUUCUGGAACCAUUCCUCCCUCCUCCCCAUCUUAACGCUAACCAAUAGAAGACCCAAAAUCCCCAUCCUGUGCUCCAAAAACAACCUCGGAGAUGCAGAACUUGCAUCCAAUUUGGCGGCGGAGGUGGCGAAGAUAAAAACCCAGCUGGUGCAGAAGGAGGAAGCCAUGAAAAAGAGCAGGGGAUUGCUGUUUGCUGAGUUGUGCCAGUUCUUGUCUGUGGGAGAAGAGGAAGUGAAGGUGAAAUGGGGGAAGAUGAACGAAGAGGAGAAAUGGGUAUUGACUACAGAGUUUGUCAAUGAAUGGGGUGUUAAUUUUCACCCUUUAUCAGCGAGGUCUGUUAAGGAAAUGGUGGAAGAGUAUCUGCGUGAGGAGAAACCGCCAUCAUCAAACUCUUCUCCUUCAGUUUUCUUCCCUGCAUUGAAGAGAAUAAUGGGGUUUUCCCAGAAUAAGUAGAUUUUAGAUUAAGGUUUUCCAUAGUUUCUGUAACAAUGAUGAUUAUGUUGAUUUUUUCAAUAAUAUUUUCGGUUUUUAUUGGUCAUGGAUACUGGAUUGUUAUUCAUUCAUGUAGUAUAUGAUUAAUGUGUUCUUCCCUGGACAUUGGAAUUGUUGGAAAAGAAUUGCACUCUGACUAAAUGGAUUAUGCAAUU
Molecule: messenger RNA, 828 nt
Organism: Rubroshorea leprosula
Lineage: Eukaryota; Viridiplantae; Streptophyta; Magnoliopsida; Malvales; Dipterocarpaceae
Source: the annotation of a GenBank genome assembly